AUGGAACGCAACUAUGGUGAUGGGGAGACCAUGGUGCAGUAUCUCUAUAGGGUGGAUGAGUAUGUGAGAGCCUUGGAGGAGUUAAACUACACUGUAGAUGAGAAGGAGAUCAUCUACACCGCACUCCAGGGGCUGGACCAAGAGGCGAACGAGGCCCUACUGCAGUACCUUCAUCUUGAGCAACAGAAAUGGAUUAAGGCCUGGAUAUGGGAGGUGUUGGUCUCUGAUGAGGCUCGCAAAAGGGAUGCUGGUAGAGGAGUUGAAGGGGGAAUGGGGGCAGGUGAUAGGGCUGCCUCCAAGAAAUACCAGCAGCGGCAAGGAGGUGGGGGGAAGAAGAAGGAGCUCGACAAGUGCCUCGUCCCUGGAUGCAACCGGAAGCACUCGUGGAAGGAGUGUUGGAGCCGACCAGAUGGGUGGAAGCCUCAAGGGUACCCAAGAGAAGCUCCACCUGUUACAAGGCCUGAGUGGGUGGAGAGGAGGAUGAAGAAUGGAGCAUGGAACAAGAAGGGCAGCAAAGAGAAAGCGGCAGCAGCGGCGGCAAACGAGGAUAAGAAGGGAAAGGAGGACUCAUCGGAUUAUGGCUUCUGCUUCUUAUCAUUAGAGACAGAGACGGCGCUUGCUGGUCGUACGUUGGCUGACCCCAAUCAGCUCAUUCUAGACUCUGGAGCAACCUGUGGAAUGGUGCCUCGGCGCGACCUCUUCACCAUCUAUCACUCCCUCCCACCUAACUCCAGAAAUGUGAUGCGCUACAAGCAAUCGGCAUCGGCACCAUCACCGUCAAAGGGAAGGAGGGGGAGUUGGGUCACCUUGGUGAAAACCAAGGAUGAGGUGGCCAAGGUCUUCAAGCGUUGGAUACGCUAUGCGGAGAGGGAAGCCGGGGCCAAGGUAAAAACACUUAGGUCUGAUCGGGGUGGGGAGUACAUGGGGAAGGAUCUGGAGUACAAGGGCAUCACCCACCAGCUUUCAGUUGCCUACACGCCGCAGCAAAAUGGGGCAGCAGAGCGGCUAAACCGGACCCUCAUUGACCUUGCCCGAGCCAUGCUUGCUCAUGCGCAGCUGGACCAUACUUGGUGGGGGGCAGCAGUGCAAUAUGCCAACUGGGUUAAGAACCGGAUGGGCAGCAAGGGGCUAGGGGGCAAGAGCCCAUACUUCAUGUGGACCAGGAAGGUGCCUAGUGUGUCCAUGGCACGAGUGUGGGGGUGCAUGGCGCAGUACAAAGUGCCCGACCAGCAACGGAGGAAGCUGGAUCCCAAGGCACAAUGGGGCAUUUUCCUUGGGGUGUCGGAGAGGAGCAAAGCUUGGAUGUUGUGGAGUGUGGCGGAUCAGCGGGUGGUGGAAAGCCGGGAUGUGUUGGGAGCUCCUUCUAGGAUCCCUACACCUCUUCCAUUUUUGAGGGGACAUGGGAGGAUCCUGGAGAGAAGGUGGAGGAGCAGCAGGAGGAACACAAGGCAGCUGCACCUCACCAUGAGGAUUCCCCAACUGCUGGUUCCACCCCUGACCCUAACAAACCAGCCCAUGAACAGCAGCAGGAGCAGCAGGAGCAGCAGGAGCAGCAGCAGCAGCAGCAGCAGCAGCAGCAGCAGCAGCAGCAGCAGCAGCAGCAGCAGCAGCAGCAGCAGCAGCAGCAGCAGCAGCAGCAGCAGCAGCAGCAGCAGCAGCAGCAGCAGCAGUAGCAGCAGCAGCAGCAGCAGCAGCAGCAGCAGCAGCAGCAGCAGCAGCAGCAGCAGCAGCAGCAGCAGCCACCACAGCAGCAUACACCGCCUAUUGCUGUGGGAAGGUGGCAGCAACUAUUGCAGCAGCAGCUACCAAGUCACCACGGUCACCAAGUCACCAAGUCCCCCAUGA
Closterium sp. Yama58-4 is the source of this 1845-nucleotide messenger RNA. NCBI's taxonomy places the organism in Eukaryota, Viridiplantae, Streptophyta, Zygnematophyceae, Desmidiales, Closteriaceae. The record is from the annotation of a GenBank genome assembly.